AUGCCUCAUAUUAAACCAUUUCUUCCAUUCAUUGCAUCGUCUCGUCUAGGCGACUCUGUGUGGUCCGAAGAACACAACGCCUUCAUGUUCGUAGAAAGAGCAUGGGCUCAGCCAAAAGAGUUUAUCAAAACUUUCAAAGCCAGCGAUUACUUGAUUCACUGUUUUGGCUAUUCGGAGUUGUUACUGCAACUUAUUUUAGAGCGUGAACGAAAACAGUCCAAGGACCGUGGUCCAGUGCAGUUUAUUGUAAUUUUCGAUCUCGCCACCGUCAAUAUCACAGAUUAUGUAAAUCCGAUGAGUGGAUACAUGAAACUGUGGCAGUUACGGUCCGACCUUUGGCAAGAAUGCGUACACCCCUCUGCCGAAAUAAUUUUCCUCUGUGUUACGAAAACCUCCUCUCCACGGCUUAUCAGCCUGCUGUGGAAAAUCGCUCGGCUAUUCCUCACCGAACAAAAUUUACGAAAAAUGGAAAUUGUCAGUGAUAACAACAUGACCAAAUAUAUGAACAGUAAAUUCAUUCCAAAAGAGUAUGGAGGCGAUUAUGUAAAUACAGACCUGCCGGGUGAUGAGUCCGGAGUCAGCAUUCGACGCAAAAUCACUGCCGCUGAUCAUUAUCAGGCCUAUCAGCACUAUGUGGUACGGGGCGUACAACGACCGAAACCCGCCAAGAAGGAUCUAUUGCCCGGAGAACACUUCACCAUUCCAAUUAUAGUGCCAGAUGGAAAAAGCCUUUUAUGGGAUUUCCUGACGAGCGGCGAAAUCGAGUUCUUCAUCUAUAAGGACAAGGUAAGAUAG
Messenger RNA from Cooperia oncophora, 795 nucleotides. Lineage: Eukaryota; Metazoa; Nematoda; Chromadorea; Rhabditida; Trichostrongylidae. The record is from the annotation of a GenBank genome assembly.